Messenger RNA from Salarias fasciatus (jewelled blenny), 14937 nucleotides. RefSeq names its product HECT, UBA and WWE domain containing E3 ubiquitin protein ligase 1 (gene huwe1). The record is from RefSeq and is a predicted model, not a curated record. Gene Ontology annotation, biological process: ubiquitin-dependent protein catabolic process; Golgi organization; base-excision repair. The coding region runs from base 391 to 14154 and encodes 4587 amino acids. Gene Ontology annotation, cellular component: cytoplasm; nucleus; Golgi membrane. Gene Ontology annotation, molecular function: ubiquitin protein ligase activity; zinc ion binding; protein binding. The transcript is spliced from 81 exons. NCBI's taxonomy places the organism in Eukaryota, Metazoa, Chordata, Actinopteri, Blenniiformes, Blenniidae.
GUCAUGAUGACUGUGCCAGCAGCCAGUGCCUAUGUGCUAUGGAAACAGGCGCGGGUACAUUAGCAAACCGGGACGGAUGAACACGUUUCCUCGUCGAUCCGGUAGCGGGUGGAUCAUUUCGACCCGAACGAAAACUUAAAAAACCAGAGUCGCAGCGUCACGUUAGAGCAGUCGGAGAAUGAUUCAGCGACUUAUUCCGCGUUUCAGCCCGCUGGUCAACUAACGCCUGCUAGCCUGCUAGCUAACGCGUGCCACGGCUGUGUGGCUGGAAACAGGCUGGCCCGAGCCCGAACAAAGUGACUGUACCAUUUCCAGGUAAUGUGACUGGAACAUGCUGUUGAGUGGGAAUUGCCAAAUUAUUUUCUGAGCAGCAAACCGAGAUUAUCGACAAUGAAGGUCGACAGAAGCAAGUUAAAGAAAACUCCAACGGAGGCUCCUGCGGACUGCAGGAUACUCAUAGAGAAGCUCAAAGCAUGCAGUGAUGAGCAACUGCUGGUUGAACUACAACACAUCAAGACCUGGAAUAUUGGCAAGUGUGAGCUCUACCAUUGGGUGGAUCUUUUGGACCGCUUUGAUGGCAUUCUCUGUGAUGCGGGCCAGACAGUGGAGAAUAUGUCCUGGCUGCUGGUGUGUGACCGUCCAGACAACGGACAGCUCAAAGCCUUGCUGCUGGCAGUGCUGAACUUCACAGCCUUGCUCAUUGAGUAUAGCUUCUCUCGGCACCUCUACAGCUCCAUAGAGCACUUAACCACCUUGCUAGCAUCAUGCGACAUGCAGGUAGUCCUCUCUGUGCUGAACCUCCUAUACGUGUUCAGCAAACGUUCCAACUACAUCACCAGACUGGGAUCGGACAAACGGACACCUCUCCUGGCACGGUUGCAGCACCUGGCCGAGAGCUGGGGUGGAAAGGAGAAUGGCUUUGGUCUGGCUGAAUGCUGCAGAGAUCUGCCUAUGACACAGAAAUAUCCUCCCAGUGCCACCACACUGCACUUUGAGUUUUACGCCGAACCCGGCCCAGAAGUCAAAGUGGAGAGGAAGCAGACAAGUAGUAACACACUACACUAUAUUCACAUCGAGCAGCUUGACAAGAUUUCAGAAAGCCCGUCUGAGAUCAUGGAGUCGCUGACAGUGAUGUACAGCAUCCCGAAAGACAAACAGACCCUUCUGUUCACACACAUUCGACUGGCUCACGGCUUUUCAAAUCACAAGAAGAGGUUGCAGGCUGUGCAGGCCCGACUGCACGCCAUCUCUAUACUAGUGUAUUCAAAUGCACUCCAAGAGUCGGCCAACAGUAUUCUGUAUAAUGGCUUGAUAGAGGAGCUUGUGGAUGUCUUGCAGAUCACAGACAAACAGCUUGUGGAUAUCAAGGCAGCAUCUUUGCGCACUUUAACGUCCAUUGUUCACCUGGAAAGGACGCCUAAACUGAGUAACAUCAUUGACUGCACUGGCACUGCCUCCUACCACGGCUUCCUGCCCGUGUUGGUGCGCAACUGUAUCCAAGCAAUGAUCGAUCCUCUGAUGGAGCCGUACCCACACCAGUUUGCCACUGCACUGUUCUCAUUCCUGUACCACUUGGCUAGCUACGAUGCUGGAGGGGAAGCCCUUGUCUCCUGUGGCAUGAUGGAAGCCCUGCUCAAGGUGAUCAAGUUCUUGGGUGAUGAGCAGGACCAGAUCACCUUUGUGACCAGAGCAGUGCGAGUCGUGGACCUCAUCACCAACCUUGACAUGGCUGCCUUUCAGUCUCACAGCGGCCUUUCCAUUUUCAUCUGCAGGCUAGAGCAUGAGGUGGACCUGUCGAGGAAAGAGUGCCCUUUUGUCAUCAAGCCAAAGAUUCAGCGGCCCAGCGCAACUGUGGAGUCUGAGGAUAUGGACACUGACAUGGAGAUGUCAGAAGUUGCCAUGGAGAGCAGCCCCGGACCAUCAACGUCUUCUGGUGCCAGACCGGAGGCAGAACACCGAGCGCAGAGCAGCACUGCUAACACGCCUCGUGCAGGUAUGCAGUGCAUCCCUCAGAGGGCAGCUCUGUUGAAGUCAAUGCUAAACUUCCUGAAGAAAGCCAUCCAGGACCCUGCCUUCUCUGAUGGCAUUCGCCAUGUAAUGGAUGGGUCCUUGCCUACCUCACUCAAGCACAUUAUCAGUAAUGCAGAAUAUUACGGCCCAUCACUGUUCCUUCUGGCGACGGAGGUGGUGACAGUGUUUGUGUUCCAGGAGCCAUCUCUCCUCUCCUCUCUGCAGGAUAAUGGUCUCACUGAUGUCAUGCUGCAUGCCCUUCUCAUCAAAGACGUUCCUGCUACCCGGGAAGUUUUGGGUUCUCUCCCAAAUGUGUUCAGUGCCCUCUGUCUGAAUGCAAGAGGCCUGCACUCCUUCGUUCAGUGCCAGCCCUUUGAACGCCUCUUCAAAGUGCUUUUGUCCCCUGACUAUCUGCCUGCCAUGCGACGGCGUCGUAGCUCUGAUCCUUUAGGUGACACUGCUUCCAACUUGGGUAGUGCUGUGGAUGAGCUCAUGAGGCACCAGCCUACUUUGAAGACAGAUGCUACUACUGCCAUUAUAAAGUUACUGGAGGAGAUCUGUAACCUAGGUCGAGCUCCUGAAUACAUCUGCCAGAAGCCGUCUAUCCAGAAAGCAGAUGGUACUGUGGCGGUGCCGCCAGCACGCUCCAGCCAUGCUGCGGAAGAAGCGUCAAGUGAGGAUGAAGAAGAGGAAGAGGCCCUGCACACAUUCAGCCAGCAGCAGGGAGAACCAGAGAGCAACAGACAGUCAGUGCCACUUGAACUGGUGGUUGGCACUGAAGAACGCAUACCCAUUCCUUUAAUGGAUUACAUUCUGAAUGUGAUGAAGUUUGUGGAAUCCAUCCUGAGCAACAACACCACAGACGACCACUGUCAGGAGUUUGUGAACCAGAAGGGGCUCCUUCCACUGGUCUCUAUUCUGGGCCUGCCCAACCUACCCAUCGACUUCCCCACGUCAGCCGCCUGCCAGGCUGUGGCUGGUGUCUGCAAAUCCAUAUUGACGCUCUCACAUGAGCCCAAGGUUCUUCAGGAGGGCCUUUGCCAACUGGACAGUAUUUUAACCUCUCUGGAACCACUUCACCGACCAAUCGAGGUGCCUGGUGGCUCCGUGCUCCUCAGAGAGCUGGCCAACGCGGGCCACGUGACCGACGCCACGCUGUCGGCCCGCGCUACGCCGCUGCUUCACGCUCUCACUGCAGCACACGCCUACAUCCUCAUGUUCGUCCAUACCUGCAGAGUAGGACAGAGCGAGAUCAGAGCGAUCUCCGUCAACCAGUGGGGAUCACAGCUGGGCUUAAGUGUCCUCAACAAGCUGAGUCAGCUCUACUGCUCCCUGGUGUGGGAAAGCACUGUGCUGCUGUCCCUUUGCACUCCCAACAGUCUGCCUCCUGGAUGUGAGUUUGGCCAGGCCGACAUGCAGAAGCUGGUACCCAAAGAGGAGAAGCCAUCUGGCAGCACUGCAGCCGCUUCAGCCUCUGGCUCCAGGAGAACUGCAGAAUCUGAGGCAGUGUCUGUGGAUUCAUCUGCCGGUGGACUGUUGGAAGGCAUGGGUCUAGAUGGAGACACCUUGGCUCCUAUGGAGACAGACGAACCCUCUGCGACAGAUCCAAAGGCCAAAUCAAAACUAACACCAGCAAUGGCCACCCGCAUCAAACAAAUCAAACCAUUGCUCUCUGCUUCAUCUCGACUGGGGAGAGCUCUGGCUGAACUCUUCGGCCUGCUGGUGAAGCUGUGUGUGGGUUCCCCGGUGCGCCAACGCCGCUCCCACCACGCCACGAGCACAGGCACGACGCCGACGCCUGCUGCCCGGGCCACUGCCUCGGCCCUCACAAAGCUCCUCACCAAGGGUUUGAGCUGGCAGCCUCCACCCUACACACCCACCCCUCGAUUCAGGCUGACCUUCUUCAUCUGCUCGGUGGGCUUCACAUCACCCAUGCUGUUCGAUGAGAGAAAGUACCCCUAUCAUCUCAUGCUGCAAAAGUUCUUUUGCUCUGGGGGUCACGAUGCCUUAUUUGAGACAUUUAACUGGGCCCUGUCAAUGGGUGGAAAGGUGCCUGUGUCUGAGGGUCUGGAGCACACUGACCUGCCAGAUGGGACAGGGGAGUUCCUGGAUGCCUGGUUAAUGCUGGUGGAGAAGAUGGUUAAUCCGAGCACUGUGUUGGACUCGCCACAUUCCCUCCCAGCUAAAAUGCCUGGGGUGACGCCCACGAUGCCUCAGUUCAGCGCCCUUCGGUUCCUCAUCGUCACUCAGAAGGCUGCAUUCAGCUGCAUCCGCAGUCUGUGGAAUAGGAAGCCCUUGAAGGUUUAUGGUGGGAGGAUGGCUGAGUCCAUGCUGGCUAUCCUCUGCCACAUCCUGAGAGGGGAGCCAGUCAUUCAGGAGCGCCUGGCAAAGGAGAAAGAGGGGACGGUGCGCCCGGACGAGGAGGGGACCUCCUCCAGUUCUCUGGCACCCAGCGUUGCUCCAGGAGCAUCUUCAGCAGGCGGUGAGGCACCUGCAGCCAGCGGAACCCCUUCUGCAGCGCCUACAGGAGGCUCAGCGGACGAUUCCACCAAUUCGACUCCUCGCCGCGAGCCGCAGGUUAACCAGGCUCAGCUCACGCAGCUCAUGGAUAUGGGCUUCUCAAGAGAGCAUGCCAUGGAGGCUCUCCUGAACACCAGCACCAUGGAGCAGGCCACAGAGUACCUGCUCACCCACCCUCCUCCACUUCUUGGCGGAGCAGUCAGAGACCUGACGAUGUCGGAGGAAGACCAAAUGAUGAGGGCCAUUGCCAUGUCACUUGGACAAGAGGUCAGCAUGGAGCAACGCUCUGACUCACCUGAGGAAGCGGCGCGCCGUCGUGAGGAAGAAGACCGGAGGGCCAGGGAGCGAGCGGAGGAGGAGGAGGCCCGCUGCUUGGAGCGCUUCAUGGAGACUGAGCCACUGGAUCCCCAGGAGCUUCACGCCUUCACCGACUCCAUGCUGCCCGGCUGCUUCCAUCUCCUGGAUGAGCUUCCCGACACAGUUUACCGACUGUGCGAUCUACUGAUGACCGCCAUCAAGAGGAGCGGCCCAGAGUACAGGGACCUUAUUCUAGGCCAAGUUGUCAACCAGGUGUGGGAGGCAGCUGACGUGCUGAUCAAGGCAGCUGAGCCCCUAACGACCAGCGACACAAAGACAGUAUCUGAGUGGACCAGACAGAUGGCCACACUUCCCCAGGCCUCCAAGCUGGCAACAAGGAUCUUGCUGCUUACGCUGCUCUUUGAGGAACUGAAGUUAUUAGGGGCCAGAGUGGUGGAGAACAGUGGCAUUCUCGACUUGUUGAUUAAGCUACUUGAAGUUGUGCAGCCCUGCCUGCAAGCAGCAAAAGAACACAAAGACAUCCAGACGCCAAAAUGGAUCACACCCGUGCUGUUGAUCAUUGACUUUUAUGAGAAGAUGGCAGUUUCUUCAAAGCGGCGAGAACAGAUGAACAAGUAUCUGCAGCCCAAUGGAAAUAACUGGCGGUGGUUCGAUGACCGCUCCGGCCGCUGGUGCAGCUACAGCGCUUCCAACAACAGCACCAUAGACUCAGCAUGGAGGGCUGGAGAGAGCAGUGUACGCUUCACAGCUGGCCGGCGGAGAUACACUGUGCAGUUCAACACCAUGGUGCAGGUAAAUGAAGAGACUGGCAACAGGAGGCCCGUGAUGUUGACCGUACAGAGAGUGCCUCGCAUUUCCAAGCCUUCCAAGACUGGUAGUGCUGCCGACUCGGAGAGAGAGGAGGGAGACCGAACCAAAGCAGAGGAAACCCAGACAGACAUAGACUCGGGGACAGCCGUGGAGAUGAGCGCUCCAAAAGAUGAUUCAAGCCAGUUGAAGGAGACCACAACUGGCCCCUCAUCCUCCCUCGAGUCUGACUACACUCAGGGAACCGAUAUCGUUGUGCAAGGUCUGUCGGAGGACAUGACCACAGUUCUUAUUCGGGCCUGUGUCAGUAUGAUCAGUGUUCCUGUUGACCCAGACACCCUUCAUGCCACACUGCGUCUGUGUUUACGCCUUACCCGAAAUCACCACUAUGCAAUGAUGUUUGCCGAGUUGAAGAGCACACGGAUGAUUCUGGGGCUGACUCAAAGCUCCGGCUUCAAUGGCUUCACCCCACUCGUCACUCUGCUGUUCCGACACAUCAUCGAAGAUCCCGCCACGCUGCGCCACACGAUGGAGAAGGUGGUGAGGUCGGCUGUGACCAGUGGAGCAGGUAGCACCACCUCAGGAGUCGUCUCCGGCAGCCUCGGCUCCAGGGAAAUCAACUAUAUCCUCCGUGUCCUGGGCCCUGCUGCUUGCCGCAACCCUGAGUGCUUUGCUGAAACUGCCAGCAAUUGUGUCCGCAUUGCUCUCCCUGCGCCCCGCGGAGCCGGAACAACCUCCGAUGAUGAGUUUGAGAACCUUCGGAUUAAAGGGCCAAAUGCUGUGCAGCUGGUGAAGACAACUCCUCUGAAACUGUCUGCUUUGCCGACGAUCCCUGACACGAUUAAGGAGGUCAUUUAUGACAUGCUCAAUGCGCUGGCGGCCUACCAUGCGCCCGAAGAACCCGAGCGUCCAGAAGAGCGUGCUGCAGCGGUGCCCGGUGCUCAGGACCUGUGUCAGAUUUUGCAAGACGUAGGUGAUGAUGUUUACCAGCAGUAUCGACUCACUCGGCAGGGCAGUGACUUUGACUCCCAGUCUGCAUUCCAUAUCAAUACUCAAGUGUUUUCUGCUGAUGGAGGUGUGGCUGAGUCUUCACAGUCAGGCACGCCACAAGGAGAAGCCUCCACACCAGAAGAAAUGCGAGAGGAGAAGAAAGAACAGGAGGGAGAAAAGAGUACCACCUCAGAAGAAAGCAAAGCAGCCAAGGUGAAGGCAAGCAAGCCUUUGAUGCCGACCUCGACCAUCCUGAGACUGCUGGCUGAGCUGGUGCGCUCCUAUGUGGGCAUUGCCACACUGAUCGCCUCCUACUGCUACACAGCUGGCCAGUCGGAGCUCAUUAAGGAGGACUGCAGUGUUUUAGCCUUUGUGCUUGAUCACCUGCUGCCACACACCCAGAACUCGGAGGACAAGGACACCCCGGCUUUGGCACGCCUCUUCCUUGCCAGCCUUGCAGCUGCUGGCACGGGCACUGAUGCUCAGGUGGCCCUGGUGAACGAGGUGAAGGCUGCCCUCAGUCGAGCCCUGGCAAUGACUGAAGGUGCAGAGAAACAUGCCAGACUUCAGGCAGUGAUGUGCAUCAUCAGCACCAUCAUGGAGUCGUGCCCCUCCACGUCCAGUUUUUACAGCACAGCCGCAGCCAAGACUCAGCAUAACGGCAUGAACAACAUCAUCAGGCUCUUCCUCAAAAAAGGACUGGUCAACGACUUGGCUCGUGUGCCUCACAGCUUGGAUUUGUCAAGUCCCAACAUGGCCAACACAGUGAAUGCUGCCCUGAAGCCUCUGGAGACUCUGUCCCGCAUCGUGAACCAGCCCAGCAGUCUAUUUGGAGGCAAAGGAGGCUCCAGUAAGAACAAGACGGAGCACGACACUGUGGGCACCGCACGGGACAGCAACAGCAACACUCAGGACCAAGGGGAGUCUGGUGAGGCAGAGCCAGUGGAUGGAAGCCACAGGGUGCAGGGAACAGACACCGACCUCAUGGAUGGAGAAACAGAGGGAGACACUGUGGUCAUUGCCGGGCAGCCAGAAGUUCUCAGCACACAAGCUAUGCAGGUGGAGAAUGAGCUGGUGGAUCUGAUUGACGAGUUGCUGGAAAGAGAUGCCGGCACUGUGAACAGCACAAUUAUUGUGGGACGCAGUGGUGAAGAUGAAUCACAAGAGGAUGUGUUGAUGGAUGAAGCGCCUUCCAACAUUAGUCAGGCAUCCACGCUUCAGGCCAACCGUGAAGAUUCCAUGAACAUCCUGGAACCAGAGGAUGAGGAGCACACACAGGAAGAGGAUUCCAGUGGCAGCAAUGACGACGAAGACAGCCAGGAUGAAGAAGAGGAGGAGGAGGAAGAGGAAGAAGAGGAUCAGGACGACGAAGAAGGGGACGAGGAUGAUGAUGAUGAAGGCUCAGAGAUGGAGUUGGAUGAAGAUUUCCCCGACAUCAACGCUGCGCCACACAUCCGCUUCGAACGAUUCGACAGGGAUGACGACCUCAUCAUCGAGUUUGACAACAUGUUCUCCAACAAUGCUGACAUCCCUCCCUCCCCAGGAAACAUCCCUAGCUCCCACCCACUGAUGGUGCGUCACGCUGACCACGGUUCCCUCACCCUAGGUGUGGCGGGCACCAGCAGCCGCCUGGCGCAGGGUAUGGGCCGCAGCCAGCGUACUCUGCGCCAGCUCACUGCAAACAGUGGACACACCAUACAUGUCCACUAUCCUGGCAACCGCCAGCCCAACCCGCCACUCAUCCUGCAGAGAUUGUUGGGCCCCAGUGCAGCAGCAGACAUUCUGCAGCUUUCCAGCUCUUUGCCUCUUCAGUCUCGCGGCCGUGCACGCCUCCUGGUUGGAAAUGAGGACGUGCAUAUUAUCGCUCGUUCUGAUGACGAGCUGUUGGAUGACUUUUUCCAUGAGCAGAGCAGUACUGGGGGACAAGCAGGCACCCUCUCAAGUAUUCCCACUGCUUUAACUCGAUGGACUGAUGAGUGUAAAGUGCUAGAUGCUGAGAGCAUGCACGACUGUGUGGCAGUGGUGAAGGUGCCUAUCCUGCAGCAUCUGGAGAACUUACGAGAUGAGGAGCUGGAGGAGCGCAGGGAGAAGAGGAGGAGGCAGCUGGCUGAGGAGGAGGAGUCCAAGCAGAACGAGAGGAGGGCUUCGGGUGCAGAACAGGCCAGAGAACAGAACCUGCAGGGUUCUGGAUUGGGGGCUGUUAAUGGUGCGGAGAACACUGCAGAGGGCGAGCAGGCCCAGGGUGGCUCGGUGUCCUGUCUGGACCCACCCAGGGUCUCGGAGGGCUUCCUCACCGCCCCGCCGUCUGGAGAAGUCACUCCCACCACACCUGCGCCCCACGAGCAGGCCCUAGUCUCUCUGGAGACGGCCAUCAGUCAGCAGGUCCACCAGCCUAUAUCUGACCUGCUCCUGGCAGAGUCGCACGCCAGCACGCUGGCUGUUCUGGCGCGGGCCGGCCUUCCUCCCCUGUCGGCAGCCGACAGGCCGAGCAGUGAAGCAGAGGCAUCUCAGAUGGAAAUGUCCCCGGCACCCACAAUCGGUGAGAGAGUCGGAGGAGGAGGAGGUGGUGGUGGAGGAGCGUUGGAUGAAGGCAGGGAAGCUUCCCUGAGUCCAGACAUUGUGGAGAAUGCAGAGCCAGCAGCAGUUGGCGUGUCACAGCUUGAGGGGUCACCUAUGGAUACCAGCAGCCCCGCGUCCGCCACCCAAGAAGAAGCUGCUCCCAAUCCAGCUCAAACCACCCAGCUGUCCCAGGAGCUGUCCGGCAGUGGGGAGAGCGGCCUGACCGACAGGCAGACCGAUGCUGAUACUGGUUCUACUUCGGUUUCAUCUCCUGGGGAAACGAUGCCUCGGAGCGACAGCGCUGACAGCCAGUCUCAGGCUAUUCAGGAGGAGCCGCUUCCAUCCACCAGCAACGAAGAUGAGGAUCCGCUGGCAGGUAUCAGUUUGCCAGAGGGUGUAGACCCCUCCUUCCUGGCAGCUCUUCCCGAGGACAUCCGUCGAGAAGUGCUGCAGAAUCAACUUGGCAUCAGGCCGCCUUCCCGUCCUCCUGCUGCUACAACCCUCCCCACGUCUACUGCACCUGUGCUGGGAGGACCAGGGGUGACGGAGGUCAGCCCCGAGUUCCUGGCGGCUUUGCCACCUGCCAUCCAGGAGGAGGUUCUUGCCCAGCAGCGAGCCGAGCAGCAGCGUCGGGAGCUCGCCCAGCAGCCCCCACAGGGAGACACCCCGCUGGAUCCAGUCACUUUCAUCCAGACUUUGCCCUCGGAGCUCCGUCGCAGUGUCCUGGAGGACAUGGAGGACAGCGUGCUGGCUGUCAUGCCCCCAGACAUCGCCGCCGAAGCCGCCGCACUGCGCCGAGAACAGGAAGCGCGCCAGAGGCAACUGAUGCACGAGAGGCUGUUCGGCCACAGCUCGUCUUCAGCUCUGUCGGCCAUCCUGCGUUCUCCAGCCUUCACGAGCCGGCUGGGGAGCAACCGUGGCGUCCAGUACACUCGACUGGCUGUGCAGAGAGGCGGCACAUUUCAGAUGGGAGGAGGAACAAACCACAGACCGUCUAGUUCAAGCGUGGACUCGUUGCUGCGCCUGCGCGGACGGCUGCUGCUCGACCACGAGGCCUUGUCCUGCCUGCUGGUCCUGCUGUUCGUGGACGAGCCAAAGCUGAACACCAGCCGCCUGCACCGCGUGCUCAGGAACCUGUGCUACCACUCGCAGACACGCGGAUGGGUGAUCCGCAGCCUGCUGUCCAUCCUGCAGCGCAGCAGCGAGAGCGAGGUGUGUGUGGAGACCUCUCGUCUGGAAGACUCCCGGGGCAAGAGGAGCGCCCAGGGCGGCUGUGGAGGAAAGGGCUCGGCGGCAUCCUCCCUCUCGUCGUCGUCCUCGUCCUACUCGUCCUCCUCCUUGCAGCUGCUGAACAGGGUGGAGUCGCGCAGCUCCAGCCAGCUCUCCUGGCUCUCCGUUUCUAUGGAUGCAGCCCUGGGCUGCCGGACAAAUAUUUUCCAGAUUCAGAGAGCGUCGGGUCGGAAGCACGCCGACCGGCACUCCACCGGGAGCUCCACAGCAUCCGGCGCGCUGGGCGGAGGCGUGUCCAGCACUGCAGCGGGAGUGACCUGCGCUGGAGGUGGAGGCUCUACCGUCCACAUCCACCCUCAGGCAGCUCCGGUGGUCUGUCGACACGUGCUGGACACGCUCAUCCAGCUAGCGAAGGUUUUCCCGAGCCACUUCACCCAGCAGCGCUGUAAAGAUCUGUCAGCUUCGUCAUCUGACCUGGAUUCUCGUCUCUGUUCCGGCCCCUCAGCGGGAGGGGGAGGGGGUGGAGGUGGGGGCGGGGGCUCCAGGUCAGGAUCGCUGUCCCAGAGCAACCCCAAUGCCUCAAACACCCAGAAUUCCUUGGGGUCCUCUGUUGCCACUCCGCAGUCUUUAGGAAUCUCUACUGAUUUUUGGGACCUGCUGGUCAAGCUCGACAACAUGAAUGUGAGCCGCAAGGGCAAAGCCUCGAUGAAGACGGUGCCCCUGGGCGGCAGCGCCGAGGCCGAGGGAGCCCAGUUCAGCUUAGAGACCUCCCCCCUGGGCCAGCUGAUGAACAUGCUGUCCCACCCCGUCAUCAGACGGAGUUCCUUGCUCACCGAAAAGCUGCUGCGCUUGCUCUCCCUCAUAUCCAUUGCCCUUCCCGACAACAAGGCCACCGAGGUGCCGGCGGGACACCCCACCCCGCAGGCCGCCAACCCCAGCACGGCCGCCAGCUCAGGAGCCACGGCCUCAGGCCCGACGCAGACCGUGGUGUCAGUCGGGUCCAUCCAGCCGACCGUGACGGUCCCCGGAGCUUCUGCUGGAGCCGCAGCCCAGGGGUCAUCCUCAGGGACGAGUCUAGUAACAUCCCAGACAUCCUCCACCACAAUCUGUAUACCUACGUCUACUGGAACGAGCUCGACAGGAAAACAGAGGGGCACUACGGGCAGUACAGAGAGUGACAAGAUGGCUUCCAGUGGACUCACAGAGAAACAGCUUCAGCUUUCUGUGGAGGUGCUGACAUCUCACUCGUGUUCAGAGGAGGGUCUGGAGGACGCAGCAAACAUUCUGCUGCAACUGUCCAGAGGAGACGGAGCCACCCGGGACACCGUGCUGAGGCUGCUGCUCAGCGGAGCGAGGCACCUCGGAUACACGCUGUGCAAACAGAUCGGCACAUUACUGGCUGAGCUGCGGGAGUAUAACCUGGAGCAGCAGAGACGAGCACAGGCAGAUUCUCACUCCCCGGAUGCCCCUCCGGAGGAUUCCUCCAUAUCGGCCAGACUGAAGGGGAAGAUGACCAGCAGGCCGGGGCACAGGUUCGAUGGUUCGGAGAGUGUGGUGAUUGUGGCUGCCCAGAAACGCACACUAGGAGGCCGCGAGUUACAGCUCCCCUGCAUGAGCUCCCUGACCUCCAAAACGUCCACGCAGAAGUUUUUCUUGCGAGUGCUGCAGGUGAUCAUCCAGCUGCGUGAGGACACGCGCCGCGCCAACAAGAAAGCCAAACAGACCGGUCGAUUAGGCUCCAGCAGUUUGGGCUCUGCCAGCAGCAUCCAGGCUGCAGUGCGUCAGCUGGAGGCCGAAGCCGACGCCAUCAUCCAGAUGGUGAGAGAGGGACAGAGGGCGCGCCGGCUCCAACAGGCCCCCCCGCCCACCGCCCCUUCUGCCUCUGCCGCCGCCGCCGCCGCUGGAUCCUCAGUGGCAGCGCCACAUGCUCCCACUGGUGCUGCUCCCCCUGCUGGCACGGCUGCUGCUGCCACGUCCGAGGUGCAGUCGGUGUCAGACGCUCAGGCAUCACAGAGGGAUGACUCUCCAAUGGAUGUGGACCAGCCGUCCCCUCUGGAGCAGGACCCUCCACCUCUGGAUGAAGAAGGAAAUGGUCAGUCGGAGAAUGAGGAGAGACUCCCAGACCUGCCUCUGCUGAGCGAGCAGCUGCUGCUGGAUGAACUGUGGGACAUGCUCGGGGAGUGCCUGAAGGAGCUGGAGGAGUCUCAUGACCAGCAUGCUGUGCUUGUGCUCCAGCCUGCGGUGGAGGCCUUCUUCUUAGUCCACGCCACAGAGCGAGAGAGCAAACCUCCCGUGAGGGACACACGGGAGAGCCAGCUGUCUCACAUCAAGGACGAGCCUCCUCCUCUGUCCCCCGCGCCCCUCACCCCCGCCACGCCGUCGUCCCUGGACCCGUUCUUCUCCAGGGAGCCUUCGUCCAUGCACAUCUCCUCAAACCUGCCGCCAGACACCCAGAAGUUUCUCCGGUUUGCCGAAACUCACCGCACUGUGCUGAAUCAGAUCCUGCGCCAGUCCACCACUCACUUGGCCGACGGGCCUUUUGCGGUGCUGGUCGACUACAUACGCAUCCUCGACUUUGAUGUCAAGAGGAAGUACUUCCGCCAGGAGUUGGAGCGGCUGGACGAAGGCCUGAGGAAGGAGGACAUGGCCGUUCACGUGAGGAGAGACCACGUGUUCGAGGACUCCUACCGGGAGCUGCAUCGCAAAAGCCCCGAGGACAUGAAGAACCGGCUGUACAUCGUGUUUGAAGGCGAGGAGGGCCAGGACGCCGGAGGCCUGCUGAGGGAGUGGUACAUGAUCAUCUCCAGGGAGAUGUUCAACCCCAUGUACGCCCUGUUCCGCACCUCGCCGGGCGACCGCGUCACCUACACCAUCAACCCCUCAUCUCACUGCAACCCCAACCACCUCAGCUACUUCAAGUUUGUGGGGCGCGUUGUGGCCAAGGCGGUCUACGACAACCGGUUACUGGAGUGCUACUUCACCCGCAGCUUCUACAAGCACAUCCUGGGCAAGAGCGUCAGGUACACGGACAUGGAGAGCGAGGAUUACCCAUUCUUCCAGGGCCUGGUUUACCUGUUGGAGAACGACGUGUCCACACUGGGCUACGAGCUGACAUUCAGCACUGAGGUCCAGGAGUUUGGGGUGUGUGAAGUGAGAGACCUCAAGCCAAAUGGCGCCAACAUCCUUGUUACGGAGGAGAACAAGAAGGAGUACGUCCACCUUGUGUGCCAGAUGAAGAUGACCGGUGCAAUCCGCAAACAGCUGGCGGCCUUCCUGGAGGGGUUCUAUGAAAUAAUCCCCAAGAGGCUGAUCUCCAUCUUCACCGAGCAGGAGCUGGAGCUGCUCAUCUCCGGUCUGCCCACCAUCGAUAUCGAUGACCUGAAGGCCAACACCGAAUAUCACAAAUACCAGUCCAGCUCCAUUCAGAUCCAGUGGUUCUGGAGGGCCUUGCGGUCUUUCGAUCAGGCAGACCGGGCCAAGUUCCUCCAGUUUGUCACCGGCACGUCCAAGGUUCCCCUUCAGGGUUUCGCCGCUCUGGAAGGCAUGAACGGCAUCCAGAAGUUCCAGAUCCACCGCGACGACCGAUCCACCGACCGCCUGCCAUCCGCUCACACCUGCUUUAACCAGCUGGACCUUCCAGCCUACGAGAGCUACGAGAAGCUGAGACACAUGCUGCUGCUGGCCAUUCAGGAAUGCUCGGAGGGAUUCGGACUGGCUUAAACCAUCAGACUCUUAACACACACACACACACACACACACACAAACACACACACACACUCAAGACAUGCAUACACACUUAAUUUAGAUCCGCCUACUCCUGACACAUUCACACUGAUAACCUUUGAGCGCACGCACACACCAUCAUAGACACGACUGGAUUACUUGUUGAAUGGCCUCGACUCGCCGGUCUCCGGGCCUCGUAAAGGCGUCGGAGCCAGCGAGUGAAUCAGACUGACACCGCGACAACAGAGAGCCUCAUUCUGACACACAGACAGGGGUUCAGAGGAUAAAAACAUGGACUAAUAUAAGAGAUGUUUUCUUCAUUUAGUUUGAUUUCUCUGUACAAAAGGUUUGGGAGUUUAUUAUGUUCAAUCUUUUUUGUUCUCUGGCUGUGUAAAAAGAAAAUAGAGAAUGUUGUUUGAACAGGAUGGUUAUAAAACCUUUGGGGAAAAAACGUUGGCGGUUUCCUGUUUGUGACCUCACGAGCCUUGACGACGGGGAGCAUUUUUAUGGGGGGUGUAUGAACAACUUGAGAAGUUUGAGAUAUUCACAAAAAUGCACUUUUCAAAAAGUUUUGUGGCAUUUUUAAGGAAGGAUGGUACAAAAAAAUAUGAAGAGAAAAAAAAAAACCUGAAGGAGGUGAAAAAGAAAAAAAAAAACAUUAACCAUAAAUUCUAGAGUAUUUUUGGCUAUUAAAUUGCUGACCCAGCCUUGAGCCUUUGAAUCAGAGUGGAAUAACUACAUGAAUAAAUGCAUAAACUUGCGUUCAUUGUCUCAUUUUAA